CUUCUUCCCUUUCCGGUCUCUUCAUUCUUUCCUUUACAAACAAUCAAAAUAUUACAUUCUCCCCCCUCCCUCACUUCCCGUUAUUUUCCUUCGCUUUCUUUCCUCUUAAGAUGCCUGGUUUCGCUGCUGUUGAACCUCCCUCAGGACAUUCAACCGACGGCCCCAAUCAUCCCUCUGAUAGGCCUCGAGAUUCGAGUGGCCAGCUCCCUUCUUUAAUGUCUUCUUGUUAUCCUAUCACUCUCAGGUUCAUUGACGUUUGUUACCGAUUAAAGAUGGAGAGCAAAGCGAAAGGAAUCAGCAUCAGACGCAUGAUUAACCAUGGACUGGCAUCGUCUGAUCAAAGAUCAACGGCCAACAUUCAAGAGAGAACAAUUUUAAACGGAAUCACAGGUAUGGUUUCCCCGGGGGAAAUCCUGGCCGUUCUUGGCCCUUCCGGCGGUGGAAAAUCAACGCUUCUGAAUGUACUAGCCGGGAGACUCCAAGGACACGGCUUCACCGGAACAAUACUGGCCAAUAACAAAAAACCACUCAAACACAUCUCAAAACGCACCGGAUUUGUCACUCAAGACGACGUCCUUUACCCUCACCUGACGGUCCGAGAAACCCUAAUCUUCUGCUCUCUCCUCCGUCUCCCAAAAACACUAACAAAACAAGAAAAAACAUCAAUAGCCGAGUCAGUCAUCACCGAGUUAGGCUUAACGAAAUGCCAAAACACUAUAAUCGGAAACAGUUUUAUACGGGGCGUGUCCGGCGGAGAAAGAAAGCGAGUAAGUAUCGCUCACGAGAUGUUAAUAAACCCUAGCUUACUCAUUCUCGACGAACCGACGUCGGGUUUGGACGCGACGGCUGCCCACCGGCUGGUGUCGACGCUGACGUCGCUGGCACAGAGAGGGAAAACGAUAAUAACCUCCAUGCAUCAACCGUCGAGCCGAGUUUUUCAGAUGUUUAAUUCAGUGCUGGUGCUGAGCGAAGGGAGGUGUCUGUAUUUUGGUAAAGCUAGUGAGGCUAUGGGAUAUUUUGCUUCGGUUGGAUACUCGCCGUCUUUUCCAGUGAAUCCCGCUGAUUUUCUCCUUGAUCUUGCUAAUGGUGUGUCUCAUGUUGAUGGAAUGACCGAAAGAGAUAAGCCAAAUGUGAAGCUCUCUCUGGUUAAUUCCUACAAUAAUUUAUUGGCACCAAAGGUGAGAGAACUAUGCAUGGAAGCUAUAAAUAUUCAAUCUAAAGAAGCAAAUUUCAUAGGCAGCGGCCAUUCUUCAUCCAUUGAUCGACAUGGGAAGAAUAAUAAUUACACGUUGGGUGGCGUUUCAAAUUGGCUGAAUCAAUUCUCCAUUCUCCUCCAAAGAAGCCUGAAAGAACGUAAACAUGAAUCCUUCGACGCUCUACGUGUGUUCCAAGUAAUCUCAGCUUCGCUAUUAGCAGGAAUGAUGUGGUGGCACUCUCACUACCUUGAAAUUCAAGAUCGCCUCGGUCUCUUCUUCUUCAUUUCCAUCUUUUGGGGAGUUUUGCCUUCGUUUAACUCGGUUUUCGCCUUCCCUCAAGAACGGGCAAUCUUUGUCAAAGAACGGGCAUCCGGUAUGUACACUCUUUCUUCCUAUUUCAUGUCGAGAAUCAUCGGUGACUUGCCCAUGGACCUCAUUCUCCCCAUAGUUUUCCUCUCUGUGACCUACUGGAUGACUGGCCUAAAGCAUGAAUUCGAAUCUUUUCUGCUAACCCUUUUGGUUCUUCUGGGAUACGUGCUUGUUUCUCAGGGCCUUGGCCUCGCUUUAGGAGCCAUUAUCAUGGACGCUAAACAAGCUUCAACCAUUGUCACUGUCACAAUGCUAGCGUUUGUUCUCUCAGGAGGGUAUUACGUUCACAAAAUGCCCUCAUGUAUGGCUUGGACCAAGUACAUUUCGACCACUUUUUACGCCUAUCGGCUGCUGAUCAACGUUCAAUAUGGCGACGGGAAGAACAUUUCAUCUCGUUUGGGAUGCUCGUUACGCCAUGGAUCAAAAGGCGGGGGCAUCGAAAAUGUGAAUUGCAAGUUUGUUGAAGAGGAUAUCAUGGGGCAAAUUAGCCCUGUGGUGAGUGUUGGAGUGUUGUUUUUUAUGUUUGUGGGAUAUAGAUUACUGGCUUACCUUGCGUUGAGGCGACUUUGAUUAAUAGGAGGAGGAGAUCGGAGAAAUUUGUUCCUCUUGUUGCUGGGGGUAAAUGGUAACAGGGGAAUUGAUUUAGUUUCGCACUAACUCAUGUAAUUCAAACCAUUGUAAGAUGGUUUAAGUCCGCGAUUAAAUGUAAAAUGGACAAGUUCAUUAUUGUUUACACUCAAAAUUAGUCAAUUUUACACUUCA
Messenger RNA from Mangifera indica (mango), 2327 nucleotides. Its product is annotated as ABC transporter G family member 25-like. Gene Ontology annotation, cellular component: membrane. The transcript is spliced from 3 exons. Gene Ontology annotation, molecular function: ATP binding; ATP hydrolysis activity; ABC-type transporter activity. Lineage: Eukaryota; Viridiplantae; Streptophyta; Magnoliopsida; Sapindales; Anacardiaceae. The record is from RefSeq and is a predicted model, not a curated record. Bases 111 to 2135 code for a protein of 674 amino acids.